AUGGCACCUUAUCCAGUAUUGCAGCAGCAGGUUCACCAUCACGGGCAUGGAAACCCCAAGGCCGACGCUGUGGCGGCGUCGCUCCGGCGAGGCGCCCCGGCCGACGCCCGCGGCCUCCGGGCGCUCAUCAAGGCGCUGCCCACGUCCUCCGCUACGGCGGCGGUGGCAGUGCACGCCCACGCAACCAAGCUCGGUCUGGACCGCGAGCGCACCGUCCGCAAUGGCCUCAUCGCGCUCUACCUCUCGUGCGGCGAGCGCGGGGCCGCGGGGGCCCUGUUCGACGUGUUCCCAGGCGACGGCCCGGACGUGGUUUCCUGGACGGCCAUGGUGACCGGGCACGCGAGGCUGGGCCUCGCCCGCGACGCCGUGGCGCUGUUCUUCGCGAUGCUGGAGCUGGACGGCAGCGGCGUCUCUGUCGACGCGGUGGCCGGCGCAGCAGGGUUCGCAGCCUGCGCGGAGGCGAGGGACCUCGCUCUCGCCCGGGAGGCGCACCGGCGCGUCGCGGCGGCGGGCGUCGCGCUCGACAUCGUGGCGUGGAACGCGCUCUUGGAUAUGUACGCCAAGUGCGGCGACGUGGCCGCGGCGCGCCGGUGGUUCCGGGGGAUGCCGGUGGCCAAGACCGUCGUGUCCUGGAACACCAUGCUCGCGGCGCUCGUACGAGCUGGAGAGCACGGCGAGGCGCUGGACCUGUUCCGGGAGAUGCAGCGCGCGGGCGUGCGCCCGGACGGCGCGACGUUCGUGGCCGUCCUCGGUGCGUGCGCCCAGCUCGGCGCGCUUGACACGGGGCGGUGGGUGCACGCGUACAUGCGCAGGCAGCAGGGGCGUGAUGCCAACACCGACGGCGUCAUCGUCGGCAACGCCCUGCUCGACAUGUACGCCAAGUGCGGCGCGGUGGACCAGGCCGCGGCGGUGUUCGACGGCAUGCCGCGGCGCGACGUGUACACCUACGCGUCCAUGAUCAUGGGGCUGGCCACGCACGGUCGCGCCGAGGAGGCCCUAGCGCUGUUCGCGGCAAUGCGGCGAGCCAGCGUGCGCCCGAACGGCGUAGCGCUGCUCGGUGUCCUUUGCGCGUGCUGCCACGCCGGGCUCAUCGACGAGGGUCUCCGUCACCUUGGCGCCAUGGCGGAGGACUACGGCGUGACGCCCGGCAUCGAGCACUACGGGUGCGCCGUCGACAUGCUGGGCCGCGCGGGGAGGCUGGACGAGGCAGAGGCGCUCGUAGCGGCGAUGCCCGUGCCGCCCGACGCGCUCGUCCGGGGCUCCCUCCUCGCGGCCUGCCGCGCGCGCGGCGACGUCGAGAGAGCCGAGAGGGUGAUGCGGCGCGUGGUGGUGGCGGCAGACCGCGGCAGCGGCGAGGCCGGGGACCACGUGCUCUUGUCGAACAUGUACGCGUCCAAGGGACGGCAUGGCAGGGCGGUGCAGGUGAGGAAGCAGAUGAGGAAGAGCAAGAUGGUCAAGGAUCCGGGCUGCAGCUCCAUCGAGAUCGACGGCGUCGUGCAUGAGUUCCGAGCGGUUCCGGCCAACGCCAUCGCAUGA
Messenger RNA from Miscanthus lutarioriparius, 1536 nucleotides. The record is from the annotation of a GenBank genome assembly. NCBI's taxonomy places the organism in Eukaryota, Viridiplantae, Streptophyta, Magnoliopsida, Poales, Poaceae.